Messenger RNA from Apis mellifera (honey bee), 2477 nucleotides. RefSeq names its product tubulin--tyrosine ligase-like protein 12 (gene TTLL12). The coding region runs from base 185 to 2035 and encodes 616 amino acids. Gene Ontology annotation, biological process: protein modification process. The record is from RefSeq and is a predicted model, not a curated record. The transcript is spliced from 2 exons. NCBI's taxonomy places the organism in Eukaryota, Metazoa, Arthropoda, Insecta, Hymenoptera, Apidae.
AAAUUAUGAUUAUAUAUUGCUGCAAUGUUAAAUCGAAUUUUCGAUAAGAAAAAAGAGGUUAUGUUUUAAAGUAUCUUAUGAUCUCGUAAGAUUCUAGAUUUGUAAAUAGUUUAUUUCAUAAUUUAAAAUAUUGAUAGUUGGAAAAAAUUUAAAUAAUUUUUUAUUAUAUUUAUUAUAUUUGGCAAUGGAUGGUAUAGGAUUAUUUAAUACUUUUCUUCAAUCGCAUCGACCUCAAUUAGAAAUGUCUGGGGUGCCUAAAAUAUUUUGGCAAGUGUUAUUUAAAAAACUUCAAUGUCAAACUUUUGAUUCUGGGAUGGUAUUUCAGUUGGCAAGAAUUGAUUAUGAUGAUGCUGAAAGAAGUUCAAGAGACCCUAUUUGGAAACUUUUUGUUUCUUAUAAAAAUGGUAUUUCUGCUCAAGAUCCAAGUAAUAUUUAUUUAAUAGAUCAUGCAUGGACAUAUGAUAUUAAAAAUGCCAAACAAAAUUUAUCAACUAUACCAGGUUUAUUAGAUCGUAUGUGUUCCUUAAUGGGUUUUGAGAUUGAUUCAGAAGAAGAUGAAAAAAUAGAUUUUGUAUUGAAUGAAAUGUGGAAAUAUAAUCAAUCUUUUUCUUUAAAUAGCGGAUCAAUAGAGGAUAGAAUGCCAGUUUGGUACAUUAUGGAUGAAGUGGGAUCAGCAAUAAAUCAUAGCGAUGAUCCUAACUUUAGAACAGUGCCUUUCUUAUAUUUACCAGAAGGUAUUACUUAUACACUUUUGUUUCCUAUAAAAGAUGUUGAUUAUGAUGAAGAAGUUACAAGAGAUUUUGUAGAAGGUCAAACAAAUGAUCAAAAAAAACGAAGAGCUUUACUGUUACCUUGGAUAGAAACAUCAUUUCUUGGAGAAAGUUUUGCACAAGUAGAACCCGAUGAGAAUUACUUUUUAGCAGGUCAUAUUCGUGAAAGUCUGCCAGAAAAAGUAGAUCCACAAUUACCUCAAAGAGAUAGAAAUACAAAAUUAAAAGUUUUUUCACAGUAUACAUACGUAAAUGAAUAUUUGAAUGAUUCCGCAUUUGAAAUCGUAAAUAAUGAAGAUCACGCGGAUAUUUUGUGGUAUACUUCACACUUUAAAGAAUAUAAAGAAUUAAGCAUCCGAUCGCCAAAUGUUUUUGUAAAUCAAUUUCCAUUUGAAAAUGUUUUAACAAUUAAAGAUUUAUUAUCAAUUGUAUGCAGAAGAAAAGCAGGUAAAAAAUCUUACGAUCCCGGCACACUUGAAACUUAUCCAACAUGGUUACCAACUACUUAUAAUUUAAGCAUAGAAUUAGUGCAAUUUGUCACAUAUUUUGAACAAAGGGAAUCAAUGGGUUUAGAUAAUCAUUGGAUUUGUAAGCCUUGGAAUCUUGCUAGAGGAUUAGAUACGCAUAUUACGAAAAACUUAUUCCAUAUUUUACGGUUACCUAGCACAGGACCAAAGAUUGCCCAAAAAUAUAUAACAAAUCCAGUUUUGUACGAGAGGCUGGAAAUCGGAAAAGUUAAGUUCGAUGUGCGAUAUAUAGUAAUGCUCAAAUCUGUAAAUCCUUUAAGAGUUUUUGUUUACAAAAAUUUCUUUCUAAGAUUUGCAAAUAAAGAAUUUGCUUUAAAUAAUUUCGAUGUAUACGAACAACAUUUUACAGUCAUGAAUUAUUCAGAGGACACUCCACUUUGUCACGUAAAAUGCGCAGAUUUUAUCAUAGAAUGGGAAAGGCAGUAUCCUGACUUUUCGUGGCGAGAGCACGUCGAACCAAAAAUUUUGCACAUGUUCCGUGAAAUAUUCGAGGCUGCAAUUGCAGAAAAACCACCGAGAGGAAUUGCGGAAAGCUCGAUAAGUAGAGCUGUAUAUGCUAUCGAUUUGAUUCUUGAAUGGAAACAGGAAACGAUACAGCCUAUGCUACUCGAGGUUAACUUUUCGCCUGAUUGUAAAAGAGCUUGCGAAUAUUAUCCAAAUUUCUAUAAUGAUAUAUUCAAAUGUUUAUUUUUAAAUGUUGAUAAUCCAGAAAUAUUUCACGACUUGUGCAUGGAAUAGAAUUAAGUUCUCCAUGAAAUACGAUGGCCUAAAAGCAUGUACGAAUUAUAAAUAUCGAGAAGCUAUUAACGAUCGUUUUAUGGUCGCCGUUGUGACCAAAUAUAUUUAUUUAUUUAAAGCAAGCGAGUUCCGCAUUUCGUAUGCGGUAAUGAGCUGAAGUAGCUCCAAUAAAUCUGCAUAUGCGAACGUUAAGGGUACAUUUGUUUCAUAAAUAAUUUGUACCAUAACUUGACAACGAGAAGACUAUUCGUAGUAUCUAAUGGAAUAAUAAACGAGAGAACAAUUGAAACAGCUUCGCAACAGCUUGCUUCGGACACCGCGUAUAUAUUUAUUAUAUGUAACAAUAUAUAAUUAAUGAAAAAUGAUGAUGAUCCAAAUUUUUCAGUGAUAUUUUUUCCGACAUAAAUGGGUAAUAAAGACUGAUAUAUCGAAGCAUAUGAAA